AUGACUCACUUCUCUGCAGCCGGCGUGUGCGUCACUGGCGCACGGCUGGAGGAGGAGAUAGUGGAGAGUCCCCUCGAACAGCAGUUUUCCUGUGAGUGCCGCAAGCCACACUCGGCAGACAAUAGCUGCAAUCAGCCGCCCUUUCGUGAGCCGCAGGCUCCGAUCUGGUUUCCUCCACACAAAGACGAGAGCAAUUUAGGCAAACAACAGCAUUCCAAGGAAAGCAUUCCGAGGCUGCAUGCGGCGACGGAGAUAUAUCGUAUCGUGGUUGGCGCAGGGGCAGCGGGACUGUGUGCAGCUCGUCACAUCCUGUCUCGCGCUCCAUCGUUCGAGCCACCCGUGCUGUUCGAGCAGAGCGCGCGCCUGGGAGGCACGUGGUACUACGAGGAGCGCGUGGGCAUUUCUGACAACGACCUCCCGAUCCACUGCAGCAUGUACACAGACCUCAUAACCAACCCACCUAAAGAGAUUAUGAUGUUUCCUGAUUUUCCCUUUGACUCCGACUUGCCCUCUUUUCUGACCCACUGGGAUGUAGUACAGCAGUAUUUAGAGGCAUACUGCAAGAUGCAUGACAUCACACCACACAUUAAGUUCAACACUAUGGUGGAAGAGGUGAAACCCAUCUCCAUGGAGACAGAUGAAGGGGGGGGGGGUGUGAGGUGGGAGGUAGUUUCGCGUGGCACGCACGGAGGACAUAGCACACAGACAUUCGACUCUGUGUUCAUCUGCAGUGGUCAUUUCUCUGAGCCCCAUUUGCCCUCCAUUCCUGGAAUAGAGCAUUUUAAAGGUACAGUGAUGCACAGCAACUCUUGUCGCUACCCAGAGCCUGUUGCGGUCUUGGGUGCUGGAUCAUCUGGGGUUGACAUCUCGCUUGAGCUGGCUCAAGUUAAAGCCCAGGUGAUUUUGAGCCAUAAUAAGGCGCCUUUGCCCCUGGAAAUCCAGCAGGAACCUCCUGUAGUGAAGGUGCUGGAUGAUGGCUUUCUCCUCUUCCAGGAUGGUUCAGUGGCCCACGCUCAAGUUCUUCUGCUUUGCACUGGAUACAGUUACCAUUUUCCAUUCCUUUGCCUGGAAGAGCUUGGCCUGGAGGUGCAGCACCACCUAGUGGCUUUUCUUCACAUGUAUCUGAUGCUUCCAGAGUUUCCCCUCACCAUUUUUUACUUCUAUUAUAACCUAAGCAUCUUUUAAUCAUAUAAUAAUCAGAUCCAGUUAGCACUUGCAGUGCUUGACGGCAAUGUGCAGUUGCCCUCGUGAGAGUUGAUGGAAGAGGAUGUAGAAAGAGAGAAGCAAAGAAAGACAAAGAUGGGUAUUCAGGUGAAACAUUUCCUAAAAAUGGACUUUGAUCAGUGGAAUUACUAUGUAAGUCUGGCAAAAGCAGCAGGGUUACCACCUCCGAAUCAAAAUAUAAACUUUAUAACUUUAUAAAAAUGUACUUUAUAUGAGAAAUUAUGGAGACAACGGCAGGCAAACAUUAAAACCUACAGAGACAUGAACUACAGUCUGGUUAAUGGCAAUGAGUGUCAGGUUCUCAAUCCACCAUCUAAAUAA
Molecule: messenger RNA, 1545 nt
Organism: Clarias gariepinus (North African catfish)
Lineage: Eukaryota; Metazoa; Chordata; Actinopteri; Siluriformes; Clariidae
Molecular function (GO): NADP binding; flavin adenine dinucleotide binding; N,N-dimethylaniline monooxygenase activity
Source: RefSeq, a predicted model, not a curated record